AUGGAUGGAUUCUGUUCGGAUAAGAAGCGUAUAGGAUGCACACAACCGAGGCGAGUGGCUGCGAUGAGUGUGGCGUCGAGGGUUGCCGAAGAAAUGGACGUGAAGCUCGGAAUUGAGGUGGGCUAUUCGAUUCGAUUUGAAGAUUGUACUUCAGAGAAGACAGUCAUCAAAUACAUGACCGACGGUAUGCUUUUGCGAGAGUUUCUGAAUGAACCUGAUUUAGCGAGUUACAGGUGA
Molecule: messenger RNA, 237 nt
Organism: Anisakis simplex (herring worm)
Lineage: Eukaryota; Metazoa; Nematoda; Chromadorea; Rhabditida; Anisakidae
Source: the annotation of a GenBank genome assembly